UCAGUCUCGCGCAAAACACUCCAGGCAUCAAUACCAUUGCUUGUACUUUGCAACCCACACAUUUCCUCCACAUUCUUUUUCGACCAUCACAGGUAAAAGUCACCCGCACGAGGCAGUAUUUGAUAUUGCUGUGGAACCCAAGUAGCCCUUACAAAAAUGGAGGACGAAACUCCAGAACAGCGCGCUCUGCGGAAGAAGUUGGAGGACUAUCGCCAGAAGAAAGAAGAAGAGCGGAAAAACACGAAAAAGGGUACCGCGAAACCAUUUGUCGUUGCUCCAAGUAAGGAUGUUCUCCACGCUCCCAUUAAUACCUCUACAAAUGAGAGAACACGGGCAGCAUCCAAGCCCCGGUUCAGCGCAUUUGGAUCCACGAUUCCAAGAAAACCGGCAGCACCGUCAGCAAAGGCCGCAGUGCCCAAAACAAAAUCAGUCGCAAGGGUGGCAUCAUCGAACUCUCUGGGAACGGCAAAAGCGACUGGUGCCGUUGGAAACGGGAAGCCGGCGUUGCAAAAUCUGAAGGCAACCAGCCCAUCCACGACCGUCAGGCGAAAUGCACCUCCAUCAAAAUCCGUUCCUCCACCUCCUGUAAGCAGAAAGCCCACCAUCUCAAAAGCAGCACCUCCACGAAAAUCAACAAUCCCAAGUGCUACGAAUUCAACGGCUCCCACUCGCCCGCAGAAAUCAAGCGCAUCAGUGUCAAAGAUCGUCACGCGUGCUGCUUCAAAAAAUACGCAGGCUCCAAUCGUAUCCGGCUCCGUACCAGCUCGUGAGCCUCCAUUAACAAAGACUGGAUUCAACAAAGGACGUGUUGAGGGCCAGCUUGAGGGAUCAACUCAGCCUCGGCACUUGGCUGGAGCUAAUGAGAUAGAAGACAAUACUGCUGCGCUCCAGCAUAAUGAGGAACGUAACUUGGGAGCCUUGGUCCGGGAAGCGACCCUUGCCUGCCUCCACCAAACACCUCCCAGGAAGGCUGCCGUUUCAUCUAUAGGUAUACAGACUUCACCCGCCCUGAUGGAAAGACUGGUCGAACAAUUUCUCCGAGACCAUCAAGAAGCCAGGGGUCUCGUUGAACCAACCAGCCGAUCUACUACAUUGAUCGGCUCUACGGAACCCAAAGGCCCAUCAUACCCAGCUCUGUCAGAGUUUGAGGCCACCCAUCUCCAUAGUACCUAUUUCAACACAAAAGGAGAUGUUACUGAAGACACAGACCCGAAUACAAGCUUGUAUCCUGAUAUACCAGACUUCGAACCCAUGGAGUUCGAUACCCCCAAGGCGGUAGACCGGGAGGGGAAAAUACGAUCGGCUCUUCUUGAUAUCAAAACCGAUGCCGAGUUUUACAAGGAACACAUAAAGAGCUCCCCCUUUCAUUUCUUCUUAAGCCCUAUUAUUUUGCGAGUCGUCAACGUUGACCAAGGAUAUGUGGUUGCGGAAAAGAACGUGGACGUACCUCUUGUUGACUGUUUUACGUGGCUGGAUGCCUUUAUCGCAUAUCAGAAUUUCGGCCCAUCCAUUGGACAAGCUCUUUUCCAGCUUGUUGCCAUUUCUGCAUUUAGGUCGCGCAAACACGAUACCGAUGCAAAGGUGGUACGAAGGGUACAAUUUGCCAGUGAAGGGCGACCUCGAUUUAUACGGCAACCGCCAUACUUACGAAAAGAAUUUUGGAUGAACUGGAUGUGGUUUGAGUGGAAACAUGGCUUCUUUGAGAAUUCGCUGAAUAUUUUAUAUUUUGGGUGCGGGAUGUUUGAUAAUGAAGAGACGAAAGCAGAAUUGCAAGCAUACUGGCAGCGUUGUGCAGAACGUCAUAAUGAGGAACUUCAAAACGGCGAAAACCGCGAGGCAGAAUACAGUCCUCCACCACCUGCAAUGCAUAUUCUUGAGCCAGGUCAGAGCCCGCCCUUGCCAUCCUGGACUAGUGAAGGAGGUCGCAAUUCACAGCUCGACAUGACCGUUACCCCGUCCCCACCACGAUCAGCCUACCUUGAAGGCAGGAUUCGGCGUCCAUUCGCUGAUACGCCAGUCUUCCCUGAAACACCCUUGGAAAAAAUCGGUAUUCGAGCACUGAACAAUGAUGUGACUCCAACUCCAAGAAAUCUUGGAUCCCUGCUGAGGUCUGGACGUCAAAGAGUGGGAUCCACACCCUAUCCGAGAAAAUCAGAUGUGUAUGGCGAAAUUAUCGGAAUGCUCGGUGCCAUGCAGCUGAACGAUGAUGGACAGGCACACGAGGAUGCCAUGGAGGAUGUAGUGACCUCGGAAAAUAAAGAGAAUGAGGUGAAAAGUGCCGUUGGGACACCUAGAGCAAAGAAGGAAGGAAAAAAGCGUGUUGGCGUAAGGUUUGGACCUGAGGUAAUGGAGGGCUCCACCGUGACACUAUUGACUCCAGUUAGGGCCAAGAAGAAAGAUAGAGAAGCGCUUGGUGUGGAUGCUGUGCUUACGCCUGUUCGGCGGUCAAUGCGCAAUUACAAUGAGGAUGAUUAUGUUAUUACCAAGACACCAGCCGAAGACGACGUGAAAACUGAGUUGCGGGAAUGGGAAAAGAGCACGCAAAUGCAGGAUAGAAGGAACACUGACUCGUCUACACUGACUGAGGAUAAAAUUGCCCGUCUUUUGCAGGAACAUGGCUAUGCAUUUGUGCCGAAUAAGGCUCUGAAUGUCCAGACACCCACAGCUGGGCGACGAAUGGCCAAUGCAAUGAGUGCAAAAAAAUAGAAACUGCAUGAAAGGGCGGUUAGUGUGAAAGAAAUACUGAAUAGUGAGAGAACCUUUUGCUCAGAUUUCGUGGUCGAAUGGGCGGAAAAGAAAUAUGCAAGCUCAGAGAGUUGCCUGUACAUUACAUACCUACAGCUUUUAAUUCUGAGCGGAUUCCUCGCGCAUGGGUUCCUGUACUAGAAGGCGGAACGCACAUUUUUGUUAAAACUCGGGGUAUUCUUCACACGUUGGGACGGUCACCACCAAUAUGAAUAUGCAGAUAGACUCCAAAAAAAGGACGGGUGAUAUAGUGUGCUCCUCUCAAUGAAAUGAUGUCACUCGCUUACGAUGG
Molecule: messenger RNA, 3037 nt
Organism: Spizellomyces punctatus DAOM BR117
Lineage: Eukaryota; Fungi; Chytridiomycota; Chytridiomycetes; Spizellomycetales; Spizellomycetaceae
Exons: 9
Coding region: 157-2706 (849 amino acids)
Source: RefSeq, a predicted model, not a curated record